AACAAAAAAACAAAAAAAAAAAAAAGGAAAAAGAAAAAAGACCCAAUUUAGAUAUAACUGGAGACAGGGCACAAGAACACUGAUGACACUUGACUCUUGUGGUAAUCAGUUUUCCCAGUUCCCAACACAAGUGGAAGAAAAAGUGAAGGAUGGGUCGUUAUGGAUAAUUGGAGCAAAAUCCGAGCAAGGAAUAUUUGAACAGGUUUUGAAUAGGGACCUUGACUUUUCAUCUGAUCCAUGGCCUAGUAUCUCUGAGAGUGCAAAAGAUUUAGCAUGGAGAAUGCUUAUUAGAGACCCAAAAAAGCGGCUGACCGCCCAUCAAGCCAUCCAUGGGUUCAGGUUGAUGGUAUAGCUCCUGAUAAGCCUCUUGAUUCUGCAGUUCUAAGUCGCAUGAAGCAAUUCUCUGCUAUGAAAAAGAUCAAGAAAAUGGCCCUCAGAGUGACUCAAGUUGCAUGUUGAAAUUUGUACUUUAUCUACAACUAGUUGAAGGCAAACUUAACCUACAACCCAUUUUUACAAGCAUUUUGCCCUUGAAAAGCGAAUUCAGCAGCAUAAGAAGAAAUGAGUCCCAUUUUUAUUUUCUUUGAUCAAUCUGAAUUUUAUUAGAAAAGGAGUCAGUGAUCUCCACCAUCAUAACCUUGUUUCAUCUUUCAUCUUUUUAGAUCCUGCUUUUAUGGAUCUAAAAGGAAAUAUAUUACAAUAAAUGUUAUUUUGUUAUUGUAUGGAUAUGUCACUGCUAUGUUUCCACAGUGAACAUGUCUGACCGCAUAUUUAUACA
Molecule: messenger RNA, 778 nt
Organism: Magnolia sinica
Lineage: Eukaryota; Viridiplantae; Streptophyta; Magnoliopsida; Magnoliales; Magnoliaceae
Product: calcium-dependent protein kinase 1-like
Exons: 3
Coding region: 83-352 (89 amino acids)
Biological process (GO): intracellular signal transduction; protein autophosphorylation; peptidyl-serine phosphorylation
Cellular component (GO): cytoplasm; nucleus
Molecular function (GO): calmodulin binding; calcium/calmodulin-dependent protein kinase activity; calcium-dependent protein serine/threonine kinase activity
Source: RefSeq, a predicted model, not a curated record